AUGAGCUCCCACAACUCACACAACCCUGCUGCUAGGGUGCACUUGUUCAAGAACAAGGGCAAGGAUCAAACUACCCUGCGGAGGCAGAGGGUGGAGGUGAGUGUUGAGCUGAGAAAGGCCAAGAAGGAUGAGCAGAUCCUGAAGCGCAGAAACAUUUCCAUUAAUUUGGAGAAGGAGAAUCCCUCUCUAGAACAAGACAGAGCAGCUGAGGUGAUUGUUCAGCCAUCCUUGGAGGAGAUCGUGGAAGCUGUAAAUGGGGAAGACACCCAGCUGCAGCUGCUUGCCACCCAGGCCACCAGGAGACUUCUGUCCAGGCACAAGGACCCCCCCAUCAAUCAGAUCAUCGAGCUGGGGAUCAUCCCCAGGCUGGUGGAAUUCCUGGGCCAUGCUGACAAUGCUGCCCUACAGUUUGAGGCAGCCUGGGCACUGACCAACAUUGCCUCUGGCACCUCAGAGCACACCAGGGCUGUGGUGGAGGGAGGGGCCAUCCCAGCCUUCAUCUCCCUGCUCUCCUCUCCACACAUGUACAUCAGCGAGCAGGCAGUGUGGGCCCUGGGCAACAUUGCAGGGGAUGGCCCUAUCUACAGGGAUGCUCUUAUUGCUCAUGAUGUGAUUCCUCCCUUGCUGGCUCUGGUGUCACCUGCAACUCCAGUAAAUAACCUUAAUUUUCUUGAUUUAACAGCUCUUAAUGUUGGGUUCCUGAGGAACAUCACCUGGACACUGUCAAACCUGUGCAGGAACAAGAACCCCUGCCCUCCCUUGGAUGCUGUGCAGAAGAUUCUGCCAGUCCUUGUCAUCCUCCUGCAGCAUGAGGACAAGGAUGUCAUCUCUGACUCCUGCUGGGCUGUCUCCUACCUGACUGAUGGCUGCAAUGAUCGCAUCCAAAUUGUGGUGGAGACAGGGAUUCUCCCAAGGCUCGUGGAACUCAUGGACAGCCCAUAUUUGACUGUUAUGACUCCAGCUCUCCGUGCCAUUGGGAAUGUGGUCACAGGCACAGACCAGCAGACCCAGGAAGCCAUCAGUGCUGGUGCCCUGACUGUCCUGCCCCGGCUGCUGAGGCACACCAAGUCAGUGAUCCAGAAGGAAGCAGCAUGGACCCUCAGCAACAUUGCAGCAGGGCCUUCCCAUCAGAUCCAACAGAUCAUCAACUGUGGGUUAUUGCCACCUUUGGUGGAACUGCUCGACAAGGGUGAUUUCAAGGCUCAGAAGGAGGCUGUGUGGGUAGUGGCCAACUUCACAACUGGAGCAACAGUGGAUCAGGUGGUGGAGCUCGUCCGUUCCGGGGUCCUCAAACCUCUGCUCAACCUGCUUUUGGUCAAAGACAGCAAAACCAUCCUGAUCAUCCUGGACACCCUUUCAAAUCUCUUCCUGACAGCUGAGAAGUUGGGAGAAACAGAGAAGUUGUGUCUGCUGGUGGAAGAACUUGAUGGUCUGGAGAAAAUUGAGCACUUGCAAAACCAUGAGAAUUCCAUGGUCUACAGAGCUGCCCUGGACAUUAUAGAGAAAUACUUUUCUGGUGAGGAGAGCAUAAACCUGGAGCCCCAGACUGGCCAAGAUGGGCUGUAUGAUUUCUCAGUGGAGAAACAAGACUUCAACUUCUGAAGAUGAAGCAUGACACAGCUCUAAACUGGUGGGUGGAGGUACUUUGGAAGAGCUCAGACAUCCAAAUUGUCAGGAGUAGAGAUGUUGAGCCUUUUUACUUCUGAAACUUGUCAAUAAAUUGCACUUUUUGGCU
Molecule: messenger RNA, 1735 nt
Organism: Lonchura striata (white-rumped munia)
Lineage: Eukaryota; Metazoa; Chordata; Aves; Passeriformes; Estrildidae
Source: RefSeq, a predicted model, not a curated record